Chelonus insularis is the source of this 5273-nucleotide messenger RNA. It is a transcript of the gene capu, whose product is annotated as cappuccino. Gene Ontology annotation, biological process: cortical actin cytoskeleton organization. Gene Ontology annotation, cellular component: cytoskeleton; cytoplasm. The transcript has 7 exons. Gene Ontology annotation, molecular function: actin filament binding. Bases 787 to 4902 code for a protein of 1371 amino acids. The record is from RefSeq and is a predicted model, not a curated record. Lineage: Eukaryota; Metazoa; Arthropoda; Insecta; Hymenoptera; Braconidae.
GUAGUUUAAAAAAAUAUUUUUCCAACAAUGUUUACUAAUUGUGACUUGAAUCAAUGGAUAAAUAAAUAUUUACUUCAAAAAAUCAACAUAAUUCAUGCUCAAUUGACUGGCAAGAACUGUGUCACUUGCACAAAUAGUUUCUUUCCACGUGGGUGUCAAGAGCUACAUUUACAAACAACAAUUCGUCAUGAAAUCUGUGAGGAAGUGAAAAUGAUAAUGAGUGGAAGUUAAUGAGAGUUUUAUGGGACUUCAGUAAACAUACAAUUUAAAAGAGAAAUUAAAUUAAAUCGUGAUGUUCACUUCAUGAGCAUACAACGUUAUACCUAAACCAGAAUGUGUUUUCUAUUAAUUAAAGUGCAUAAGUUAAUUUUUUUUAAAUAAAUAUCUCCAACACAUUCACAUCAUAAGCACUAUCUGCAGAUCAUAGCAAAUCUAUUAGUAACGCACAUAUGGACUCAAUAAAUUGUCAUUUCGUUAUCAUUGCGUUAAUUAAAUUUGUGGCUUCAAAGGCAUCUACAGUCACGUGGAAUCCACCUUUUAGCUGUGUGCAUCAAACUAGUUAAUCCCUUCGCCUCAUUCAACGUUUAUAAAUUUCUAUAUCAGCAUCAUCUGUUUGCUUCAUUCAAUCUACACAAUUGGAAACCAGAAGAACAUGUGUCUAGAUCACUAAGGUUAACCUAGACCGCAAAUGGAAUGUCAACAUCUCUGGGCCAAUGCAAAUAGAGAAAUUCCAAUGAUCAACUGCUGGAAAAAUUAGCAACGAAUGUGAGGAAUAUCGAUUCAAAGAUGAGUGUUGAAGUAAAUGAAGGCGCAGUCGCAACGACGCGACCCUCGCGGAAGAAUCUGCGCGAAUUCGCCCGCUACUGGAUUAAUUCUUUCAGGGUAAGGGCGUAUUUUACUCGAGAUGAUCGAAAUCGUGAGUGUUCGAAUGUUGGUCGUUAUACACCUGCUGAAUAUCAAGAAGAUUCAAAGCAAAAUGAUGAAGAGUUAAGUAAUAAAAACAUCACAACAGCAUCUGCAGCAUCAGUUUACUGUUCUCCAGAUGCAUCUGCAGGAUCACAACCAGACUCCACUGAUACUGUCAUGGGUAAUCUACAAAGCGAUGGAAAGAAACGACACAAGAAGCAGAAUGCUGAUGUUGAACCACAACAUCAGGCCCAUGCAACUUUUGAGAGAGUCCAUACCCCGGGUAAAAGACCGGCUCCUCCACCACCAAAAAUUCCUGCCAUUCCUCAGGCGGCACCAGUGAUCUCGGAGAUUCAGCCAGAUGAUAUCAAGCUUACAUUGGAAUCUCCAAAACGAGCGGAAGUACCGGUUGAGAUUGCGUCCUGUCCUCUCCCACCUGCAUCACAAUCACAACAGAGCUUCGAGGGUCCCUCAGAGGCGCCCCCGAGUUCCCCCUCGACUGGUUCCGUGAGUAUUCCACCACUCGACGUCCUGCCAGUUCCAGCAACGGAUCCUCCACUUCUCGUGACCGACUCGUGGCGUCGAGCUAACACUAGCCUCAUCAUACCGGAUAUCCCAACACCUCCUAGUCAAGCAUCCUCCAGUGACAGCGUCUUCACCGAUCCCGAGGAAAACGGGAUGGUGGUAGAAACUAGUGACAUCACAUCAUCACAAGUUCAGGGUAUUUCUUUGGCAGCUAAAAAACCGUCAAGGGACCAAAGAAAUUCAAUCAAGAAAAAUCGGCAAAGUCAUUUCUCUGUAACGGGACACCGGAAGAUUGAACUCAACUCAACAUCAAAUCGACUCUCAACAUCAACAUCCUUACAAGACUCAUCUAUCCAAAAGCACAAUGGGAUUAAAGAUUCUCAAAGCAAAGGAUUAAGAAGAGUUUCCAGCUGGACUUUGGGUAAGAAUUGUCGACAGGAAAGUGACAGAACCCAUUUAUCAUCAAUUCGAAAUACAUUUGAAGGUCAGCAUUUAGUAAAUUUGCUCACGUCAGAGAUACCUGAAAAUCUUCGAAAUCAGUUAUCUGAUGGAGAUCUUACAAAAUUUACUGCUGCACUUUAUUCUCAAUUACAAGCGAUAGGGGUCAUUAAGCCUCUUAAUGAUAAAUCAUUAAGCAACAAUGCUUUUUCUCCAGAACAAUUAUACUACUGGGAAGCACCUUCAAUUUCAAAAAUUACAGUUGAAAAAAAGAAAAAUGAGAUCAAACAAUCAACAGAAUAUGUUCAAACUCUCGAGAAAAAAGUCGAAACAUUACAAAGUGAAGUGGAAAAACUUCAAAAAGUAGUUGAAGAGUUAAAGCGGAAUAAUAAAGAGAGAAAGGAAAUUCCAAUAGUCAUGCGAUCAAAAGCAAGUUCGCCUGUACAGGAAAUAAAUGAAAAUUCUCUAAGAUCGUUAGAUAGAACUAAUUGUUUAUCAGAAAGCGGGAGAUUUACUGCAAGUUCUCUUGACAUAUCACCAAUAUCUCAUCGUCACGAUGAACAUUCUGAACAUGAGUCGUCUACAACUCCGUGUUUAUCGAAUGUUCCGGACAUUGAUGAAACAAUUGAAAGAACAGUAUACAAAACAAUAAAUUUAGCCAAUGCAGGAGAGAAACAAGUAGUUGACGAGAAUCAAAUAAAUUUUGAACAACUAGAAGAUAGGAUGAAAGCUGUUUCUUCAAGCGAAUCCAAUAAACCAUCAAUUGAAGAGAAUGUUCGACGAAAAUUAGACUUUGUUGAAGAAACAAUUGAAAGAAAUGUAGAUAAUCAAAAUGUACAUAGCUCUCGAAUGAACCAUGAAUGCAAGUUGGAUGAAUGUAAAGCAAAUAUCAAGGAAGAUCAGAAGUCAGGUCUACAAUUAUCAUCAGAUCGUGCAAGCUCAAGCAUCAAUGAAGAGAGAUUACAACCAGAGACUACUUCAGUUAUCACUAAUGAUACUAAGUCAGUUUCCGAAUCUGUGGAAUCAAUAGCUUCUUCACCUUUACCAAGAAUAGCACAACCACAAGUCGAUACUAUUCAACCAUCAAUUCCACCACCGCCUCCUCCGAUGCCAGGGAUGUUUGAAAAUAUUUCAGAAACCACGAAACCUACAAUUCCUCCUCCUCCUCCACCGCCUCCUAUGCCAGGGAUGUUGGAAGAUAUUUCUGAAACGAUGACAUCGUUGAUUCCUCCUCCGCCACCACCGCCUCCUAUGCCAGGCAAUCUGUCAUGUCCUCCACCACCACCUCCGAUGCCAGGAAUGGUUGUUCCUCCACCACCACCUCCUAUGCCGGGAAUAGCUGGACCACCACCGCCUCCACCUAUGCCAGGAAUAACAGGACCACCACCGCCUCCGCCUAUGCCAGGAAUGACCGGACCACCACCACCUCCACCUAUGUCAGGGAUGACAGGACCACCACCACCUCCGCCUAUGCCAGGAAUGACAGGACCACCACCACCUCCGCCUAUGCCAGGGAUGACAGGACCACCACCUCCUCCAAUGCCAGGAGUUCCACCACCACCACCACCAAUACCUGGUUCUGUAAGUGGACCACCGCCUCCCCCACCACUUCUUCAAACUGGACCUGCAUCUCUACCUCCUCCUCCGCCAGGAGGAUGGAAUCCUCAAGCCAGAGCAGCUAUGCGCAAACAACCGUUAAACCCAGAAAUUCCAAUGAAACCUCUUUACUGGACAAGAAUAUUAGUUCCUACUCAUACAGCUCCUCCUACAAUACCAGCAACGAGUCCAGACGCGCCCCCACAGGUUCCUUUGUGGGCUGAAUUGGAAGAAGAAAAAGUCGAUAUUAAAGAAUUCAUUGAUCUAUUCUCCCGUCAAGUGAUCGAAAGAAAGCCAACAAUAAAAAAAGAAGAAUCGAGUAAACCAUCUAAGAUUCAACCAGCCAAAAUUCUUGAUUCUAAAAGGUCAAAAACAGUUGGAAUCUUGGAAAAAAGUCUACGGGUAGAUUUCAGUGAAGUUGAAAAUGCAGUUUACAACUUGGAUACCAGCAUUAUUAGUCUAGAAGCAUUAAGACAAAUCUAUGAAAUUAUGCCAACAGCGAAAGAAAUCGAAGAAAUCACAACACAUGAGAAAGAGCAUCCUGAAAUUCCUCUUGAUCGGCCUGAAAUGUUUCUCAAACAAUUAUCAACAAUAAAAAACUUCAAUGAAAGGAUAAUAUGCCUAAUGUUCCAAGCAGAAUUCGAUGAUGCUAUUUCUACAGUUUCUUCAAAGCUAACUAAUUUAAGAUCAACCUGCGAUUAUCUACGCACCUCUCAAUCAUUGAAAAAAAUUAUGGCACUAAUUUUAACACUAGGAAAUUAUAUGAAUGGAGGGAAUAGAAUGAGAGGUCAAGCUGAUGGUUUUGGUCUUGAAAUUUUAGGUAAACUCAAAGAUGUCAAAUCUAAAGCUCCUGGAAUAACUUUACUGCAUUAUUUAGUUCGAUUAGUAUUAGACCAAGAGAAAAAUUAUAACUUUGAUGAAAUGUUACCACUUCCAAUACCAGAACCAGCAGAUAUUGAAGCAGCAUCAACUAUAGACUUUGAAGAAAUCACCAAGGAAUUGGAAAGGCUUGAGAAAAAGCUUCAGGAAUGUGAUAAAAAUUAUCAAAUAGUUAUAGAAACUUGUCCCGAAAAUUCCACAGCAUUCAAAGAAAAAAUGGAUACAUUUAUGAACAGAGCUAAAAAUGAAUUAACGAAUGAAAGGGAAAAUUUGCAAGAAGCGAAAGCUAGAUUUAUUGCUGCAAUGUAUUUUUAUCAGUAUACGCCUAAAGGAACCAGUAUUGAAAAGACGGACCCUAAAGAGUUCUUUGCACUAUGGUCAAAUUUUUGUAAAGAUUUCAAAGAUAUUUGGAAAAAAGAGCAACAAAGAUUGAAAAAAGAAAGAAUGAAAGCAAUUAGAAAAAAAUUGGAAGAAAAUCGUAAAAUAGAAACAACGAAAAUCGUUCCAGGAGGACUGAAAGAUCGUUUGUUAAAAUUCAUGGAAAAAGAAAAAAGAUAGUGAAAAAAAAAUUAAAUUUAAAACAAUACAGAAAAUUUAUACCACAAUAUAGCACAAAGAAUAUCUAUUCAUGUUAAAAUUAUCUUAUAAAAUUUAUUUAAUGUUAUCAUGAGUGAAUUGGCUUUCUUCAAAAUAUUCUGAUCUCAAUUGCAUCACUUAUCAAGUUAAACAUGCCAAAAUUCUAAAAAAAUGGAACAAGAAAAUAUUGCUAAUGAGCAAAAUGCAUUACUUGUUAUACUAUUCAUAUAAAAAAAUCGUUAUAUUUAUUAUGUCGCGCACGAAUUAUUUAAUUAUUGUUACGAUCUCUAUAUAGAUUAUAAUUUAGUAUUUAUCAUAUAAUAAUAAACAUUUAAUAAAAAAAAUUUCAUAAA